AUGCAGGAUGAGUACUGUUACUGCAAGCAUAAGGGAUGUCAUACAGCAUUGAUACCUCAUCGACACUUGUUUUACUUUGAGGAGAACAUAUAUUGCACAUCAUGUGGCAAUGACGUUGGUAAUGAAGUGAGCGGCAAGCUGCCCAACGGUGGCAGUAUAUACACGCUGGACAGGAAGUAUGUGGCGGUCACUGCCGCCGCCAUCAAUGAUAACUUUGCCAAAACAUUCAAAUGGCAACAGAUCUCCGAGCUCUACAAGACCAACAUCCGCCACCUCAAUGGAGAGUCCCCCGAGUUCUCGGGCCGCGUAUUUGUGCCCACUGAGCUACGGCCUGGCCAGUACCGCGACACACAGUUCUCCAAAAAGGUCAACAUGGACGCGUUGGCGACACGCAAUGUCACACCUAGGAAAUACCAGCUCGAAGCGCUGACAGAGGCAAUGGCACGCGACAUCAUCUUGGUGCUGCCAACAGGCAUGGGCAAGACGUUGGUGUCUGUCAUGCUGAUGCAACAGAUGAUCGCGAUCAAUCAACCGGAGCACGACAAUCAGAUGAAGCGCAUGGUACUAUUCCUGGUCACAACACUGCCAUUGGUCAAACAACAGACGUUGGCUAUCAAGAAGCACAACGCCACCCUCAAAGUGAUGGAGGUCAGCUCAGAGUCGGAGCAGGCGUAUACGCGCGCGGACUUUGAGAGUCGUGACAAGUGUCCCGAUGUCGUGGUCAUGACUCAGGGAGCGUUCUUCAACAUCAUCAAGUCCGUUUCACUGGCUGCCUUCCACUUGAUCAUCUUUGAUGAGGCACACAAUGCCACUGGGCGUCAUGCAUACGCUCGCGUCAUGACCGACUAUUAUGAGAUGAUCCCACACAACUUGCGGCCCAAGAUCCUAGGCCUGACCGCCUCGCCGUCGAUUGGCAAGAGUGAGGCUGAGAUCGGAAGAAACAUUGACAAGUUGGAAUUCGUGUUGAAGGCCAAGGCAUACCGUCCACCAUCGCUCCGCGAUGACCCGGAACUGGACUCGGACAAGCUCAUCUAUAGACAGACGGACGCAGAGAAGCGAUGUCAGGAAGCGUUUAUCGAGGUUUUGAACGACCAGCUUCGCGCGAUGCAACAGAGAGCCAAGUAUAUCAGCGAGCGACUGGCCUAUCGUGGCUUCAACGCCACGAGCUUUGAGACCGAGUUGCGACGCUUCAUGUUCUUUGUGGAUAACAACGAGGAUAAGAUCAAACUGGACACAGGUGUGGGCGAUAUCAUACGAAUCUUUGAACAAUUCAACAAUGUGCAUGUGGAGGGAUAUCUUGCGUUUGUCAAGUAUCUUCGCGAUGACCUUAAAAGCAAACACAACACCAAUGCAAAUUACCGCCAGUUUAUUGGACUAUUGUUGGCGCGACUGGAGGCGGAGGGAGCGGCCGAGAUUGAGAAGUCAUCCAAGUAUCUCAAGUUGGUCGAGCAGCUUGAUCAAUGCACACAGAGUGAUCAAGCACUACAGAAGUUCCGCGGCAUCAUAUUUGUAAAGACCAGGGCUACAUCAAAGGCCCUGCUACGCAUCCUCAAGAAGGAGGCGGUCAAUGCACGUCUAAACAUCAAGAAGGUCGUCGGCCACAGUCGCGAAGAUGGCAUGGAUUCGGAGAAGCAGACCAAGGUGAUGGACAAGUUCGCAUCCGGCCAGACCAAGCUCAUCGUGGCGACCAGCGUGAUUGAAGAAGGCAUCGAUGUGCAAGGCUGCAACUUUGUCAUGUGCUUUGAGAAUGACUUCAACAUCCGCUCACUCAUUCAGCGACGUGGUCGCGCCAGGAGCAAGGCAGAUGGCUCCUUCCUCUGUCUGAUGAACCAAGAUGAAGAUGAGUAUCUGGACGACAUACUCAACAUGGAGCGCAUCCUCAAUCACAUCAUCAAAGUGCGCAUGGUAGAAUACAUGAGUCACCAACAAGAGGAGGCCGACGAGGUGUGGAGGACGCACUUUGAGACCAACAAGCACCAGCCUCAUGGCGAGCGAAAGAACAUCGUAGUGAAUGUGUACAACAGUGAUAUAGACUUUGAUCGUGUGCUGCGAGACAAGUUGGACAAGAACAUCGUAUUCAAUCAAUUGAUCAUCAGUACACAAGAGUCGAGGCGAUACCUCAAGAGGCACAAGGAGUACGUCAUUGGCCUCGAGAGUAACCACGACUCAAUCAACUAUCUGAUCGAGAGUCUAUAUGCGACCAAAGGUUGGUGGGCCAAGAUCAACCCUCCAGCCUACCUCAACAUCCCAACCAUCGAGGUCGAGGCCAAUCUCCCUGAGGCUGGAGUCGAGACCGAGGCUCAGGAUCAACUUGUAGACCCCAACAACAACAACGAUCAAUCAAUGAAUCACUCCAAUCAAUCCAUUGAUGAUGCUCCGAUUGUAAAGGGACGCAAGCCCCCAUCGGAGGCCUUUGACCUCUACUUCUCCUGCGGCAACUUCACCAACCCGACCACGUUUGUGGUUACCAAAGAGAUUGGCCAGGCCGACCUGUCGUACGAGCCAGACGAGCGAAUGCUCGAGGUGAACUGGGCCGACUGCAAGUUCCAGUUUAAGAAGGAGAACUUUGACAGCUUCUGUCUGUAUGAUUGCGAUCCCAUCGACAAGCAGUACCAGUCACUCUACCUUAUCGUCAAACGACCGCCAAUUGUCAUCGUGUCUGGUUAUGACAAGAACGGACGAGAGAAUGUGGCCGAGCGACAGGACCGACGCCACCAUCCAUUCCUCGAGAAUAGCUUCGUCUAUCGCUUCCAACUCAAUCAGUUCCAGGUCGAUCCCCUGGUCACAGCCCUCAACAUACCAUACUUCAUGGCAUCGAUCAAUGACAUCUCAAUCUACCAUCAGCCAGCCAGCAAACACUUACUGGCCAGCUCAUCGCAAGAACCAGUCGCCAUCACUCACAAUGCGCACCUCUGCUACCUCUUUGCUGUACUGCGAAGCAACAAGUACACUGGCUUCGGAAAGACGGUAGUGCCACAGGCGAUAUUUGAUCGAAUGGCCAAGGAGUUUGCAGAUGGCAACAUGUACGCAGUGAACUAUCUGGUGGACCAUGCACUCGAACUCCAGGAAUUCGAGUCAUACGAUAGCUUGGUGAGAAUGGACCUGUCCCUCCUCCCCAAGCUCAGCCCCAUAGACAUACCAAUGAACCAUGUGAUGAUCAAGAGUGCCUACGUGACACCAUCCCGCGUGGUCUUUAACCCGCCACGCAUUCAACUUGGCAACAGAUGUGUCCGCCUCUAUGACAGCGAUCGCUUCAUGACUGUCCAAUUCACUGAAGAAGACCUCCAGUUCCGCAUGGUCGACUAUCAAGAUCUGCUCGUAGAGUAUUACCGUGAUGUACUGACUCAUGGAAUCCGCGUAACAGGCUUUGGCGUGUUCUACUACCUUGGCAACAGCAGCUCACAAGCUCGCAGCUAUAUGUCUUGGUUCUACUGCGUGGAGGAUGGUGCCGACGUCGAUGCCACACUCAGAGACAUACGCCAAUCGCUCAUUGGAGAGGACUCUACGUUUGAAAGCGCACGCAAGGCUCUGCGAUGUAUAUCUUUGGUCUUCCCCGCCACCACUCCCACCAUCCCCGUCGACCCUAAGGACUACCACGAGGGCGUGGCGGACAUUCUGCAUAAAGCCCCCGAUGGCAUCGAACAUAACUUCACUGAGGGUGUUGGAUACAUUGGACAGUACACUGCCAGACGUGUGUGCGAGGAGGGCAACUACCCAGAGUCGACCACAGCCUUCCAGAUCAGAAUAGGUGGCAACAAGGGUGUGUUGUCAGUGCACCCCACCAUCAAAGAGGGCGUGUACAUGCGCAAGAGUAUGCGGAAGUUCCCGUCCAACCCGGACCAAAUACACGAUCGCAUCAUCGAGGUGAUUAGUGUGAGUGGCCCCAAGACCUGCUACCUCAAUCGCCAGGUCAUCGUGCUGCUGAGUGGUCUUGGAGUGCCCGACGGCUACUUCAUCGAGCUGCAACAGCGCGCACUGACCAAGUUGGCCAACAUGUUCCACGAUCAAAAGGUGAGCAAGGAGAUCCUGUCCGGAUUGUCAUGGCUAGACAACGCGCUGGACGAGGUCGACCUGGCCGUGAACGACCCGCUGAUUGGCAGCGCGCUACAAUGUUGCUACAUGAAGAAGUUGGACAAGAUACAGGACAAGUGCUUCAUCCCUAUUGAGAGUGCGCGUACAUUGAUGGGCAUCUCUGAUGAGUCGAGCCAACUCAAGGCCAAUCAGGUGUUUGUGCAGAUCUCAAAUCCAGAUGGAACAAAGAAGGUGAUCGAGGGCAAGAUCCUCGUGUGCAAGAACCCCUGUCUACACCCUGGAGAUGUCCGAGUGCUCGAGGCUGUGGACGUGCCCGAGCUCCAACACGUCUACCUGGACGUGAUCGCAUUCUCCCAACAUGGCGAUGUGCCCAACUUCAAGCAGUGCUCAGGCAGUGACCUGGACGGUGAUCGUUACUUUGUCUGCUUCGACACAGAGAUGGUCAACUAUGUGACUGAGUUUGAGGCCUAUCUUGGCGAGAACCUACCUCCGGCGCCCGAGGAGAAGUAUCAAGGAACGCGCAAGGAGUUGGUCGAACAAUAUCUGGCCAACAUCACAAAGGGUGCACUGGGCAAGAUCGCUCUCAGUCACAUGGCUCUUUGUGACAAGCUCUCGCCAAAGGACCCCCUGUGCAUCAAUCUGGCCAAGCAGCACUUUAUCGAGGUGGACGCCGUCAAGACGGGCAUCCAUGGCAAGGUGCCCGAAGAGGUAACUGGACCCGACCUCCUGGACAACUUCACUCAGUACCCACACUUCAUGGAGAGUCAGAUGCCGCGCAAGACCUACUGGGAGUCCAAGAAGGUGUUGGGCACGCUGUUCCAGGGUGCAUCAGUGCUCAAGGCUGUGCCCCAGUUCAUCCCCGACACCUAUGUGGAUGAGUCGCGAUUGGUCGAAGGAUAUACCCAAUACAUGGACGACGCCAAGGUCAACUACCAGCGCUACAAGAACCAAGUCAAGUCACUGCUCAAUCAAUAUGACAUUGAGAAGGAGGAGGACAUCCUGGUCGAGUUCAUCAAGGAGACAAUCAACUCUUUCCGCUACCAUCAGCUACUGGUCGAUGAGAUCAGAAUGAACUACCAACGCAUUCAUCAAUUGUUUAAGGAUGAGUUCCUGCGCGAGUUCCCUGGACGAGAGCUCGAGGAGAAGCUACGCGGCUCAAACGAUGCGAUUGAACGCAAGGUGGCAGCUUGGUACCAUGUGUCGCACAGCGAUGUGGAAACAGACCACGCACUAUCAUUCUACUGGAUCGUCAAGUGUUUCCAGGCCAAGCGACAGCUCAAGAAGGGCCACGAGAAGCCUGACUACCUGUCACAGAGCAUCAUUGAGUUUGUAGAGGAGAAUCAGCUGCCGCUGAUGCGCGGCUAUUCUGAGCGCAUCCAAAUGAUCAACGACAUGAUGCUACUUUUCCGCCGGGAGGGAGGCGUCCAAUUCUCCAACUCCAAUGUGCUACUGUUUGGCUCGUCAUCGCUCAUGCUCUUUGAUCCAUCGCAGUCUGACCUGGAUCUCUACCUACGCAACAUUGCAGGUACCCAGACAGGUCAGGGCUCGGAGGAUGUGCCCGAAGACCAUGACCCAGCACUCAAACAGAUCGAGGUGAUGCUCAAGAGCAGCAGAUCAUUUGCCGAGAGUAUCGAGUAUUGUCAGAACACUGAGGACAAGGCAAAGGUAGGGGAAGUGGCCAACAACAUGCGUAUCCACACAUCCGCCGAGAAUGUGGAGUAUGUCAAGAACACUGCCGUUCCAAUCGUUCGAUUCCAAUUGAAUAAGUUGGACUGCGACAUCUCUGUGGACAGCAAUGGAAUUCGCAAGACGGCGAUGAUGUGCAACAUAUUCGAUAGCAACCCGAUGAUCUUCCAGGUGCUGUACGUUGUGAUUCGAUGGGGCCGCGAGACUGGCCUCCUGAUCAAACAGAUGAAUCAGACAAAGUCGCGCAACCUCAAGACCUGGUCACUCAUCUGGAUGGUGAUUGAGUUCUUCCGCGAGAAGAAAAAGAUCGACCUGUCCAAGAUCAACCUGGAUGAACCCAAUGACAACAAGAGUGUGGAGUGGUGGAGUGAGCUACUUGAUCGUUCUCCCAGCCCUGACCUCGGCUACUACCUCAUCAAGUUCUUCAAACAUUACUCUAAGCGUUUUGCACGUGUACUGCGCCAGAAAGACAAAGGUGAUCACAUCCGACUUAUGUGCCCACUGGACAGCGAGCGCGUGCCAUCACUGGACAUCAACCCAUCCAUGGAGGACGAGCACUGCACCUACACCGUCUUCCUACAGGAGAUCUUUACGAUCGCCCAUCACACCCUGGCUUCCUCUGGGCGCAUCGAGGUGUUCCUCAAGCGAUGUCUCUACGAGAAGAAGAAGAUCAUCAAUCUGGACAAGAUGGUCUCGCGACACAUCCGCGGCAACGAAGCAUACAUCGAGACCAAGAUAGCAACAGAGUGUUUGGUAAAGAUCACCAUUUACCCGGCGCGUCGUGGAUGUCUCCAGGUGAAGAUCAGUGGCGAGCCGGCCAACAUACAGCAGGCGAUGGACCAAUUCCACUCGAUCUCAUCGGACAUGACCAACAUACCACUGCACAACGUCAAGAAGCACGUGGUGGGUGGCGGCACGGUGUUGCUGUACAAGAGCAGCAAGAGCAUCAACGACACGCUGAGCCUGGUCAAGGUGUGCAAGGAGCGCAUGAAGGCGACCAACAUCCAGCACUCACUCAAGAACCCCAAGAUGCAGGGCGUGCUCAAGAGCAAUGAGGACGAUGAUGACCUCUUUGUCCAUCAUGCUGGCACUGACGACAUGGACCCGCAGUUGCAAAACGCCAAGCUGGAGUACCAAAAGGUGAUCUGGCAGCAGAUGGAGAUGUGCCGACGAUACGACGACGAGAAGAGGUACGGCAAGAAGAUGUGCUUUGUGCGCCUCGGACAUAUAUACCUGUUCAACUGCCCGUAUGAGAGCGCCGAGAUGACCAUUGAUGAGCUUCAAAAGGCCAUCGCCAAGUCGCGCAAGCGCAACCUGAACCUGGAAGAGCGCAACUUUGACUUGGACGCCUGCGAGGACGAAGAGGAGAUGAGGGUCAGGCGCAAGAAGGUCACGACGUCUAUGCGCAAGAUUGAGCGAUCCAACAAUGAUGAGCUGGACGAAGGUCGCAAGAAGAACAAGACCAAGCUCCCCAAGAGCUCGUUCUACACACACAUGGCGCAAUACAAUGCCGACCAGAUCCACAAGAUGUUUGAGGCGCGAGGUUGGCGCCGAGACAUCAACCACAAGCGCCUGGCCAAAGCAAAGGAAGAGGAGUUCAUACUCUGCUGCAAGGGCAACGAUACCAACGUGCCCGAGUUCAAGGUGGCCGUUCGCUCAGAUCUGCAGCCGCCACACGUCAUCAAGAACCAGGGCGUCAACUGGUUCGUCUGCGACCUCACCACGAACCUGGCCCCAAGACCAGACGCGCAACAUCUAGAUGUGCGCUUCUGCAUUCAAUCAAAGCGCGAGCUACAGAAGGAGAGCAACUCACUCAAUGAGUAUGAGUCCAAGGACAUUGCCAAGCGACGUGAGAACAAUGCCGAUGGCCGACUGGCUCCCAUUGAAAUCAGCAAGGAGUUCCUGUCCAACAUCUUCCUCAUACGCCAUCACUUCAACGUGGUGGUGUACCAUCCGCCAGCACGCCAUCCAAUGUCCAAGUACAACCUGACGCUCUCUGUGCACACGAUCAAAGAGUAUCGCAACACUGGUGAUCUCUACGCCGAGAAGAUUGAGUUGGAGAUGAGGUGUGACAUGCCUUCAAGCCACGACACGCUUGCCUUCACCGAGCAGUUCUGGAAGUUGGGACUCGAAACAGUCAACAUGUUUAAUGCUGCCAAGCAGACAGUCUAG
Molecule: messenger RNA, 7890 nt
Organism: Acytostelium subglobosum LB1
Lineage: Eukaryota; Evosea; Eumycetozoa; Acytosteliales; Acytosteliaceae
Exons: 3
Coding region: 1-7890 (2629 amino acids)
Biological process (GO): siRNA processing
Cellular component (GO): nuclear RNA-directed RNA polymerase complex
Molecular function (GO): RNA-directed RNA polymerase activity; ATP binding; nucleic acid binding
Source: RefSeq, a predicted model, not a curated record